Ziziphus jujuba (common jujube) is the source of this 813-nucleotide messenger RNA. Its product is annotated as large ribosomal subunit protein P1. Gene Ontology annotation, molecular function: protein kinase activator activity; structural constituent of ribosome; ribonucleoprotein complex binding. Bases 155 to 493 code for a protein of 112 amino acids. The transcript is spliced from 4 exons. Gene Ontology annotation, cellular component: cytosolic large ribosomal subunit; ribosome. Gene Ontology annotation, biological process: translational elongation; cytoplasmic translation. NCBI's taxonomy places the organism in Eukaryota, Viridiplantae, Streptophyta, Magnoliopsida, Rosales, Rhamnaceae. The record is from RefSeq and is a predicted model, not a curated record.
UUGGGCUCCAAACAAUCUGAGGAGCCCAUUUUCAGUUGCAUUUAAAAACGAGUACCUGCUGGAAAUCAGAAACCCUAGCAUUUUCACUCUGUAGCCGCGCAGCAAAGACUCCGGCAGAGACACAUCGACCAAUCCCGCUCAGUAAGUAGAAACGAUGUCGGUUGGAGAGCUUGCUUGCAGCUACGCCGUCAUGAUCCUCCAAGACGAUGGCAUCCCCGUCACUGCGGAGAAGAUUGCAACCUUGGUAAAAGCUGCCAAUGUUGACGUAGAAUCAUACUGGCCAAGCUUGUUUGCUAAGCUUGCAGAGAAGCGUAACAUUGAGGAUCUUAUAUUGAAUGCUGGUGCCGGUGGUGGUGGUGCUCCAGUUGCCGCUGCUCCAACCGCAGGUGGUGCUGCUGCUGGUGGCGCUGCUGCCGCUCCUCCACCUGAGGAGAAGAAGGAAGAGCCCAAGGAAGAAAGUGAUGAUGAUAUGGGAUUUUCGUUGUUCGAUUAGGAGCUCCUUUCAGAUGAUGUUUUACUUUGCGUUUCUAGUACUUCUAAGAAGUGUUACGUUUAUUAAUGUUUUAGGCUGGUCUUUUCUUUUGGUUGAUUAGAUAUGUAUGCACUCUAUUCGAACAAUUUUUUCAGGGUCCUUUUGUCUUAAGAUUUUGAGCGUGUGCUUCUUGAUACAUAAAAGAAUUUCAGAUCAAUUUUGCUUCCUUUUAAUCUUUAAAUUGUGGCUUAUAUAUGUAAUCCUUUUUGUUAAGAAUAGUGUAUGCUCUGCAUCCAACUUUAUUUUACCAUAUAAUUAAUUGAUGGGAUUGUCUUAAUUAA